Molecule: messenger RNA, 3754 nt
Organism: Nipponia nippon (crested ibis)
Lineage: Eukaryota; Metazoa; Chordata; Aves; Pelecaniformes; Threskiornithidae
Source: RefSeq, a predicted model, not a curated record
AUGGCGCUGAAGAUGGUGAAGGGCAGCAUCGACCGCAUGUUUGACAAGAACCUGCAGGACCUGGUGCGCGGAAUCCGCAACCAUAAGGAGGACGAGGCAAAAUACAUCUCCCAGUGCAUCGAUGAGAUCAAGCAGGAGCUAAAGCAGGAUAACAUUGCCGUGAAAGCAAAUGCAGUCUGCAAACUUACAUAUUUACAGAUGCUGGGCUACGACAUCAGUUGGGCUGCUUUCAAUAUUAUUGAAGUCAUGAGUGCAUCGAAGUUUACAUUCAAAAGAAUCGGUUACCUAGCUGCCUCUCAGUGCUUUCAUGAAGGGACUGAUGUAAUUAUGUUGACUACUAAUCAGAUCCGAAAGGAUCUGAGUAGCCCUAACCAAUAUGAUACUGGAGUUGCACUGACUGGCUUGUCCUGUUUUGUUACUCCAGAUCUUGCCAGGGACUUGGCAAAUGACAUCAUGACACUGAUGUCUCAUACAAAGCCUUAUAUCAGGAAGAAGGCAGUGUUAAUCAUGUACAAAGUUUUUUUGAAAUACCCAGAGUCCCUCCGUCCUGCAUUUCCUCGCCUUAAAGAGAAACUUGAAGAUCCAGAUCCUGGUGUGCAGUCUGCUGCAGUAAAUGUUAUUUGUGAGCUGGCUCGACGCAAUCCCAAAAACUACCUUUCCCUUGCUCCACUCUUUUUCAAGUUGAUGACGUCAUCAACCAAUAAUUGGGUUCUCAUUAAAAUUAUAAAAUUGUUUGGUGCUCUUACUCCAUUAGAACCUAGGCUGGGAAAGAAACUGAUUGAGCCUCUGACCAACCUCAUCCAUAGCACCUCAGCCAUGUCUCUCUUAUAUGAAUGUGUGAACACAGUAAUAGCAGUUUUGAUCUCGCUGUCCUCUGGGAUGCCCAAUCACAGCGCCAGCAUCCAGCUUUGUGUUCAGAAGUUAAGGAUAUUGAUAGAAGAUUCUGACCAGAACUUGAAAUACCUGGGACUGUUAGCUAUGUCCAAAAUCCUGAAAACGCAUCCUAAAUCAGUUCAAUCUCACAAGGAUCUCAUUCUCCAGUGUUUGGAUGACAAAGAUGAGUCUAUCCGACUCAGAGCUUUAGAUCUCCUAUAUGGCAUGGUAUCGAAGAAGAACUUGAUGGAGAUAGUGAAGAAACUGAUGAUUCACGUGGAUAAAGCAGAAGGGACGACAUACCGGGAUGAGCUGCUGACCAAAAUCAUAGAUAUUUGUAGUCAGUCCAAUUAUCAAUAUAUCACAAACUUUGAAUGGUACAUAAGCAUCUUGGUGGAGCUGACCCGGUUGGAAGGCACACGACAUGGGCAUCUUAUAGCAGCUCAGAUGUUAGAUGUAGCUAUCAGAGUUAAAGCUAUUCGUAAAUUUGCAGUUUCUCAAAUGGCCAUGCUUCUGGACAAUGCUCAUCUCAUAGCCAGCAACACCCAGAGAAAUGGGAUCUGUGAGGUGCUUUAUGCUGCUGCUUGGAUUUGUGGGGAGUUCUCUGAACACCUCGAGGAAGCAAACCAAACUUUAGAAGCAAUGUUGAGGCCUAAAGUUACAACUCUACCAGGCCACAUCCAGGCGGUUUAUGUCCAGAACAUGGUGAAGCUCUAUGCAUCCAUCCUACAGCAGAAGGAGCAAUCUGGGGAAAAGGAAGCAGCUCAGGAGAUUACCCAGCUAAUGAUUGACCGUUUGCCUCAGUUUGUACAAAGUGCAGAUCUAGAAGUUCAGGAGAGGGCUUCUUGCAUCUUGCAACUAAUAAAAUACAUUCAGAAGUUACAAAUAAAAGAAGUACCUGUAGCCGAGGAAGUAAUAGCCCUGUUUGCUGGUGAGCUGAACCCUGUGGCUCCUAAAGCACAGAAGAAAGUGCCAGUUCCAGAGGGCUUGGACCUUGAUGCCUGGAUCAAUGAACCUCCAUCAGACAGUGAGUCUGAAGAUGAAAAGCCCAAAACAAUAUUUCAUGAUGAGGAUCAAAGGCAUUCCAGACACAGACAGCCAGAAAUAGACGAAGAGGAACUGGCCAGACGUCGAGAAGCCCGGAAACAAGAACAGGCAAACAACCCGUUUUAUAUUAAAAGCUCUCCUUCCCCACAGAAGCGAUACCAAGACACUCCAGGUGUGGAGCAUAUACCUGUGGUCCAGAUCGACCUUUCUGUCCCCUUAAAAGUUCCAGGUAACAGUUUGGCUUCCUCUUUUUUUUUGGAGGUGAAACUGGAAGAGGAGCGAAGACAUAAACAGAAACUGGAGAAAGACAAGAAAAAGAAAAAACAGAAAAAGGAGAAGAGAGGUAAACAUCACCGCCAUAACUCUCUGCACACGGAGAGUGAGGAGGAUAUUGCGCCAGCUCACCAUGUCGAUAUCAUAACAGAAGAGAUGCCAGAGAAUGCUUUGCCCAGUGAUGAAGAUGACAAGGAUCCCAACGAUCCAUAUAAGGCACUUGAUAUAGAUCUGGAUAAACCCUUAGCAGACAGCGAGAAGCUGCCAGUGCAGAGACACAGAAAUGUGGAGACCCUGAAGUCGCCAGACUCAGAAGCUCCCCUAGUAGAGAAGAAGAGCAAGAAACCCAAAAAGAAGGAAAAGAAACACAAAGAAAAAGAGAGAGACAAAGGAAAGAAGAAAGAGAAAGAGAAAAAGAAAUCCUCCAAGCAUAAGAAGAAAAAGCACAAGAAGGAGAAAGAAGAGAAAUCAAAGGAUAAAAAGAAAUCAAAAAAGAAGAGUCAUCACAGCGAGGAGGAGACAACAGAGUCGGUGCAGAAUGGAACACUAGAUGAUGAACCACUACCACCUAUGUCCAGUUACCGCCUUCUUGCUGAAAAUCCAUACAUUAAAAUGACCUAUGAUAUUCAAGGAAACCUCCAGAAUGAUAGUCAAGUUACUGUCUCUGUUAUCUUUGAGAACAAAAGCACUAGCUUCCUUAAGAGCAUGGAACUAAAUGUCCUGGACUCUCUCAACACUAAAAUGCUCCGACCAGAAGGAUCAUCAGUACAUGAUGGGAUACCUGUGCCCUUCCAGCUACCCCCUGGAAUCUCUAAUGAAGCCCAGUUUGUGUUUACACUUCAGAGUAUUGUUAUGGCUCAGAAGUUAAAAGGAACACUGUCCUUUAUAGUCAAAAAUGAUGAAGGUUCAACCCAUGAAAAACUAGAUUUCAAAUUGCACUUCAGUUGCGCUUCAUACUUGAUCACGACGCCUUGCUAUAGUGAUGCUUUUGCCAAGCUCCUAGAGUCUGGAGAUCUGCACAUGAGUUCUAUUAAAGUAGAUGGAAUUAGCAUUUCUUUCCAACAUCUACUGGCAAAGAUCUGUUUUCAUCAUCAUUUUUCAGUUGUGGAACGCGUUGAUUCGUGUGCAUCAAUGUACAGUCGCUCUAUCCAAGGCCAUCACGUCUGCUUACUGGUAAAAAAGGGAGAGAACUCUGUAUCCAUAGAUGGGAAAUGUAAUGAUUCCACCCUGCUUAGCAACUUGUUGGAUGAGAUGAAAGAGACAUUGUCCAAGUGCUGAAUAUUCCUUAUAAAAUAUUCCAACUACAAGAAACACACCUAAUGUGUAAAGACGAGCAGACCCAAGUGUUAAGUUUCUCCCUCGUACGCAUGUACUAUCCUGGGGCACGUGCUUUUCAGUUAACUCCACCAUUGUUUGCAGUUUAGACAUUUUAAGGCUGUAUGUUACCUUUUUAUUUCAAAACUUUUUACAAACUGUGGUGUUAACCCUUUCUAGCCCAAAGAGAUCCUGGUGACAUGACUGGAGGAGGGAGGGAGGGACGCUAUUUAUUCAGCAGCUGACG